AUGGGUAGCACCAAUGCCAAUGCCACUGCCACUACUAGUACUGGUAAUACGGGCAGUGCUUAUCGACCUCCUCCCAGACCUCCCAGUGAUGACAGCGGCACGGUUCCCAUGCCGGCGACACCAGCGGAUGAAACUACUGAUGAUACGGAUGGUGAUAUUCCCAUCAACUUGGCUGGCUCGAUAGAUGUAGAUGGUAUCACUACCGGAGAUACUACGGGAGACACUCGUGCCACCAGACCUAUGAGUGCAGCCUCAGUAGCUACUAGUGCUGCCAGUACUAGUAGUGGUAGUACUGAAACGGCGGCCCUGGGCAGUGGCAUUGUGGUCCCUCACCGCACUCUAACGGCCACGUGUCUCAUGACGAUUGACUUUUUUAGCGAACACGACGACCAAGAUGGACUCCGACCACGACCUCCUCCACCGACUCCCACACUGCAAGAACUCAAUGCCAUGCUCUUUGAAACGCAACGAUUUGUCAAUCAUUUAUAUGCCACGGAUUUGGGAUCGGCUCAUGAGUUUGUGGGAUUUGCCAUUUCCAAUAGUCAAUUACGAGCACAAUCACAGCAGCAAGGAUAUCAAGUGCAAGUGGCCUAUCGGGGCGUUUACAAUUUCCUACAAUCGUCCACCAUGGACAAGGAUACCAUUCUACGAAUCUUGUACGAAGCGGAUUAUCCCGAUUUCAUUACCAACUACAUUUGGCUCAGUCCGCCUGCCAAACAAAAUGUCUUUUACGAUACCCAUCAAGUACAGAUUGUUUGUCAAUAACAUGCAUUACCUCAUAUUACUAACGGUAUUAUGACAUGACAUGACAUGACAUGACAUGACAUGCAAGUAUAUAUACAGGAAUGCUUGCAUGGGUGGCUCCAUGGAUGUGUUUUUGCAUGCGUGAGAGAGUGAGAAGGGGUAAUGUCAUCGUUACUCAAAAAUUUUAAAAUGCAGCCAUCACAGAAUUUUCAAAAAAGGGCGGUAC
This is a messenger RNA of Seminavis robusta, 970 nucleotides long. The record is from the annotation of a GenBank genome assembly. NCBI's taxonomy places the organism in Eukaryota, Bacillariophyta, Bacillariophyceae, Naviculales, Naviculaceae.